This is a messenger RNA of Metarhizium album ARSEF 1941, 999 nucleotides long. RefSeq names its product Peptidase M43, pregnancy-associated plasma-A. NCBI's taxonomy places the organism in Eukaryota, Fungi, Ascomycota, Sordariomycetes, Hypocreales, Clavicipitaceae. The transcript has 4 exons. The record is from RefSeq and is a predicted model, not a curated record. Bases 1 to 999 code for a protein of 332 amino acids. Gene Ontology annotation, molecular function: metallopeptidase activity.
AUGCAGCCUCUCAUCUCUGUGGUGCUGGCCGGCCUCGUGCGACUCGGGGCAGCUUUCACGACGCCAGGCCAUGUCGGAGAUUCACCUUGCGCUGUUGAGCAAGCCCCGGCGGCGUUGUUGGCUGCUCACCGCGAGCUGGCGGCUGCGGAGAAGCAUCACUUGCUUCGUCGAAACGAAACAACCCAUACGCCUCCAGCGAUUGUUGUUGAUGUCUACGUGCACGUCAUCUCAAUGUCAGAAACACACUUCAGCCACUUCAGCAACAAUACCAUACAUGAGCAGAUAGCCUUUCUCAAUACCUAUUAUAAGCCGGGUAAUAUCUCAUUUGUCCUGAAAAGUGCAAGUUGGACUGUGAAUCCACAACUUUCCGAGGGCGAGGACGAGCAGCGUAUGAAGCUACUACACCACAAGGGCGAUAACCGACAUUUGAAUAUUUACUACGCGAACCAUCCAAGGGGACCUGGAAUUGACGCUUCCAUCUCUAGCUGGCCAAGUGACAUGGUGGGAACGCCGCUGGGGAUUGAAAUGGAUGGCAUCAUGAUUGCGGCCAUCUGGCUUUAUACGGAUAAACAGGUCGUCGUUCACGAGGUCGGUCAUUGGUUCGGACUGAUGCACACAUUCGCGAACGGCUGCAUCGGCAACGGCGACGAGAUUGACGACACUCCCGCACAUGCAGGCCCAUCGCGCGGGUGCUCUGCGAUGCCACCACUCGACACUUGUCCUGGAGAGCCUGGCAACGAUCCCGUUCACAACCCAAUGAACUAUAUACCCGAUUCUUGCAUGGAAACGUUCACGCCCAGGCAAUUCGAGCGCAUGCGGUCGUUUUGGACAAAGUAUCGCUCUCAGCCGAUGCAGAGACCCAGCUACCCGACUGAGCUGCAACCUAUCCAGCCUGUCGACAAGGGAGGGAGCUUGCCCUUCUACUCCGGGCCAGUCAAUCCAAUUUUGGCAGAAUUACGAUGUUUUCCCGACGAAAACGGCAAGAUCGAGGAACGUUGA